AGACAUCUGAUGGACGUUCACAACGUCGAGUUUUGUCCUGUUGAUGGAACUAUAACAGUAACCGGCAGUACCAUUCAACUUGUGAAUGAAACUAAACAACACGCAAAGAUCAAGAAGACUGUUAUUGACCUCUUGAGAACUCCUGUUAUGAGGAUAAGAUCAUUCAAUAUAUUCUUCUGUUGGGGUGUCUGCGCUCUGGUGUACUUCGGACUAUCCUUCAACACCAGCAGUCUGGGUGGCAAUGUGUUUGUGGAUUACAUCUCCACAAUGCUGGUCGAGAUUCCAUCGUACAUCUUCAUCUAUCUUCUUCUUGACAAGUAA
This is a messenger RNA of Cherax quadricarinatus, 321 nucleotides long. NCBI's taxonomy places the organism in Eukaryota, Metazoa, Arthropoda, Malacostraca, Decapoda, Parastacidae. The record is from RefSeq and is a predicted model, not a curated record.